CCGGGAACAAAGUACGAAGGGCAAAGUCACAAACUAGAGUCUCCUUACAGUGCUGUGUAAAACUGGACUAGAGGGGAACUAACAGAUCGUGUCUGAAGAAUAUCGUGCUCGGUAAAACACGCGGAAACUCUUCGUGUUAUAGGAAACCGGAAGUGUGUUCAACUUGGUGACCUAGAUUUUCACAAGAAUCUGCUUGGUAAUCUGCAUCCCAGACAGACAACAUGGGGUCCAGACUGGGCAUCAGGGCAGGGACAGGACCAUACAACGUGGGCGUCACAGACAUCAUGACUGCUGGGCCAGACAAACAUGGUGUGUUUCUAAGGCUAUUCUAUCCGACUGAACCAUGUGACAUCAGACAGAGGAGACAUGACUGUCCAACAUGGACGCCCAGCCGUCAGUAUUUAGAUGGCUACCUCAGGUUCAUCGCUGUUCCAAAAUGGACAUAUCCCUUGUGCAGGUUGAUAAUGGGUAACCCCAAGGUCCCAGCCAUCCUGAAUGCUCCACUGUUAAAGCAGGAAAGUCCGUCCAAGUUCCCGGUGAUAGUUUUCUCGCAUGGUAUGGGUGGACAGAGGACAACCUACACUGUUGUAUGUUUAGAGAUGGCAUCCAGGGGGUAUCUAGUCGCUUCUAUUGAGCAUAGGGAUGGCUCGGCCUCUGCAACACAUGUCAUCAGGCAAGAGGAUGAUGGGAAAACUCCAACAGUAGAGUGGGUCCCAAUGAUACCUAAACCUGAGGGGGAUGAAUUUCCAGUAAGGAACAAACAGGUCCACCAGCGUGCAGAUGAGAUGGGUCACAUGUUGGACCUUCUUGUCUCCAUUGACCAAGGCUCUAACAUCAACAACCUGUGCAACACAGGCAUGGACCUCUCUCAGUUCAAGGGUAAGCUAGACUUGGACAGAGUUGCAGCAAUGGGUCACUCCUUUGGUGGUGCCACUUCCCUUGUUUCUCUCUACAAAGACACCAGGUUAAAAUGUGCAGUGAUACUGGAUGGUUGGAUGUUGCCUGUAGACAGAGAGAUGUACCCACAGAUCAGCCAGCCAGUCCUCUUCAUCAACACGGAGGUCUUCCAUUGGCCAGGGAACAUCGUACGCAUGAACAGACUCAUGGGAAGGGAUGGGGUUGACCGCAAGAUGAUCACCAUCAAGGGGACUGUUCACCAGAGCCAGUCAGACUUCACAUUCCUGUUUGGCAAGUUCUUUGGUACCAGAGUCCAGAGUAGAGGUGCACUAGACCCACAUGUGGCCAUAGAUAUCAACAAUGAAGCUUCCCUGGCUUUUCUGGCUAAACAUCUGGAUUUACCAGGAAAUGACUACAACAGUGCACUAUUGGAGGGGGAGGGGGAACAUCUCAUAAAGGGAACAAAUGUCAAACUGGACCCCAGGCCAGCCAAGGAGGAACAGGUGGACACAAGUGUGGAGAAGCCGACUCCAGAUGAGGCCAAGUUGUAGAGUAGAGUAGAGUAGAGUAGAGAAGAUGUCUGCGGCCAGGUAGGGGCUUAAGUUCCAGUUUAUGCCGCUCUGUCCUUUCAGUGCACUGGCAUCUCAGGCUUCUGGGAUGAUCGAAAGCUCUCUAGUCGUACAUCAAUUUGUUCUCUUUCAUGUGUGAGUCC
Messenger RNA from Branchiostoma belcheri (Belcher's lancelet), 1609 nucleotides. RefSeq names its product platelet-activating factor acetylhydrolase-like. The transcript is spliced from 10 exons. The record is from RefSeq and is a predicted model, not a curated record. NCBI's taxonomy places the organism in Eukaryota, Metazoa, Chordata, Leptocardii, Amphioxiformes, Branchiostomatidae. Bases 222 to 1448 code for a protein of 408 amino acids. Gene Ontology annotation, molecular function: 1-alkyl-2-acetylglycerophosphocholine esterase activity.